Molecule: messenger RNA, 1951 nt
Organism: Chaetomium fimeti
Lineage: Eukaryota; Fungi; Ascomycota; Sordariomycetes; Sordariales; Chaetomiaceae
Exons: 4
Coding region: 171-1598 (475 amino acids)
Source: RefSeq, a predicted model, not a curated record
AGAAUGCGGGUUCAAAUCCAACGUCUUGGGGGCACCAUCUGCAGGAGACGGGCCGUUGGGCUGAAGGCCCUCAGUCACUGACUGUACCCCCGCAUCCCCAAGGCUUUCCUCCUCCUCAACCCCCAUGUCUGCAGCAGCAGCACAUCGGCCAUCGUCCCGGUGGCCGCAGCAUGUCCGGCCCAGCGUUUGGGUUCUCGGCCGGCGACUUCAUCGCUGCGGUCGGCCUGCUCGUCAGCGUGACUAACGCCCUUAAAGACACCGGCGGGGCAUCUGACGAGUACCGCAGUCUGGUACGGGAGCUGCGCCUGCUGGAACGCGUCCUCAAGCAACCGCACGUUAGGCAGGGGGCCCAGGGCGUCUUUUCGGCAGACAUCACGCAGCAGACCGACCUAACCCUGGACACCCUGAGCGGCUUUCUUGAGACUAUAUCCAAGUUCGAUGCGAAGCUCGGGCCGCAAGCGGCAUCCGGAUGGCACCACGGUGUCGCGAGGAAGACGCAAUGGGCCGUAGCGUAUGCCAAGGAGGUUGAGAAGUUGCGGGUGAAGCUUGGAACGCAUUUGACCGAGCUGAACAUGCUGCUUCAGCUUUACGCGAGCGCAAGAGUCCAAGCACUUGCAACGACAUUGGCCGAAGUUCCUUCAGCGAUACAGGCACAAGGUCGGCAGAUCCUAACUUGGCAACAAGACACAUCGACCAAGAUCGACAACCUGGACUCAGAUAUUCAAAGCCUGGGCACCUCCCAGGAAGCCGUCUUGAACCAGCAGCAUUCAGUCGUUCUCGCUCAGUUUCAAGCUACCCGCGACGAUAUCCAGCAAGGUAACGGCCGCAUUGCAGCACUCGGCGGCAGCAUGGAAGCUCAGACUCAACAACUAGCCGGCUUGAGUCAAGACGUUCGAAGCUAUCACACCACCAUUGGGACACGCGUGCAGGAAGCCUCUCAGGGGAUGGAACUGCUGUCGAGGAAGUCGGAUCUCAUUCUGCACGCCAUUUCCAAGCCCCACCGUAACAACAACAGAGAAAGGCAGAUGAUGAACAGGGAUGACCAAGAUGAGGUCCUUGUGCUCCUUUUUCGAUUACUCCGCGCCGUUGCAAAGUCAAUGGGCGACUUAUUCAUAAAAGCCGGACUUCUUCUCCCGUUCGUCCUGUCGGCCGUCGAGACCCUGACAAACACCGUACGGCGGGAGCCAUAUCUGCUGGCAGAAGAUAGUAUAAACUAUACGGACAUGCGCGGAAGAAAGUAUACGAUGCAGUACGAGUACUUCCAGCAGUGGUCGAAGUUUGAACGGUUUUUCAUUAACCAGGCGCACGAGCUGGUCAAUGGGCUAGAGGAGCGCCCCGCCCCUUUCCGCGUCAAGGGCAGAAUCUUUUUAAAACUGGUCAGCAGCCGCGGGUCCUAUAUAUUACCGCUCGAAUCCGACAACCAGUGGGAGGUUGCCCCGGGCGAUGCGUUUUCGGCAAAACUAACACUCACCAAUCGUGUGUGGCAUCAUCCCCGAGGGGAGGUUACGAGGACGAGAUCAUAUGUUUUUGUUCUAUCACUGUUGCCACCAGAGGGUACCAACGAUCCCUGGCUCAGCCAGUUGGGGCCAAGAGAAUAACACCCUCGUAACUCGGUAGCCACCGUUAGUAUUAUCAAAUCCACAUGAAAGAUGACGGCAAAAACAGGUCAGACGCCCGGUCCUUUCCCAUGUGCAGGCGGCUGCCAGCAUCGAGAUAGAAGAAACGGAACGUAAUAUUGAAAACCCGCCGAGUAAAUGACUCAUAGGAGGCGAAGAGAAAAGCUUGGAAUCGAUUUACCUUACGUAUUAGCAACAAGUGUGUAAACAUCUCCAACCUAGUUACCUGUAGGAUUGCAUCGAGGGUGCUUUCUACAUUAAUAUAUGUUGUGUCCAGUCAUCAUACAAGAGGAGCGAGAGGUGCAGUUAUUCGUCUCCAUUCGGACCAACAAGAG